ACACUUGACGUAACAGGAAUGUCUCACAGCAGAUCUACAGCCAGUCCCGAAAGUAAAAUCAGCCGCAAAAGUCCUUGGAGUUUUAUGGCUAUCGGGUUAAUACAGUCUUCCCUCGCGACGUCGCUAACGUCAGUAAAACAGCUAGCUGACAGACUGGGUGGAAGGUGAAUUUGAAGCAGAGGGCCGUUCUGUUGGAACUUCGCUGAGUCCAGCAGCAGCUCAGCCGCGACCACACCCUCCCCGCUUCCUCAUAGUACUGCAGCGGGAGCGCGCAGCACGACUUCGAAUCUCCAGGAAUAACGGCCCCGUCUUCCAGCUACGUUUACUGUUUCGUGCCAGUGGAACUUCUCAGGACAAGUGAGUUAAACUUUCAAAGACCACGGAUGGAUAUGAGAAGAGAGUCCUCACAGAGGAUCUGCGGGGGUACACAGACUCUGGUGCCGAGUUAAGACGCGGAGGAGGAGGUGGAGGGCAGACACACGGACGAUGCUUAUGGAGUGGACGCGACCGGAGCAGCCGCUAACGUUAGCUUCCAACCCCGGGCUCUGUUUGAAAAAGAAGAGGUUGAAAGUGGAUUGCAGGGUUUGUGCUGUUUGUAGUCGUCAUUUCGGUGGGAUUUACUUGGGAGGACUCAUGAAAUGAUGGUGCUGGAGGGAAACACAAGUCUUGUCGCUGUCCAGAGGAGCUGCCCGGAUGGUGCCCCGUUUGUAACCAGCAUGAGUACGCCAGGCCGGUCAAACUCAUUGGGAACAAGUCGGACAAGAUCCCGGGGCUGUUUCAGGCUACUUGAUCUGAUGCAAAUGGACACGAAAUGAUAUGGUAUUGAUAUUAGUCAAAGAGACUGUAAAGCCAUCUGCUAAAUGUUGAGAUGAUGUUUUCUUGGCUGUAGUCACACAAAGACCCCAAGAAACGACAUCUAACGUUACAAAACUAGCACAGAGUCAUUUCAACAGAUGUAAGUCCAACUGGGAGCAUUCUUGUUUCAAACAGUAAGGAGCCUUUGACAUUAUUUUUCGUAUUCCCAAUUCGCACUUUGCUGUUAAGAAGGCACCUUGGUGGCACUGCAGUUGUGUGUGUGUGAUAUUUCUAAAUUCAACAGCCUGUGAAUUCUUCAGUGCCACGGAAACCUGGGACUACAAUAAGAAUAUUGACUUUUGGAUUAACAUUAUGUUGUUCAGGGCAUUUAAAUUAUUUGUCAAGAUAAAGCAUAUAUCAUAUUACACUGAUUACUCUGAAGUUGUGUGGAUUUUGAUUGACUGCCCUGCAUUGUAAAAUUACUAAUAACCAAGGCAGAUUAAACGGGGAUUUGCUAGACUAUAGUUUAGACUUCUACAAUACUAAAUUUUAGAGACACAAUAAUUAAUAAUGGGAAUGUCAUUCAAACAUAUUUAAAUGCAGUAAUUGAGUUUAGCUCUUGCUACAUGUCUAUAUUGAGAAUACAUGUCCCGUGUGUCUAUAUACAAUGUACAGUUCGUUGCCUAUACUCUGAAGGAAUUUAGGGAAGACUUUUUGGCCAGUUGUUAUUUAAAAUAGUUUGUAAAAAUAUGGAGGUGAUGCUUAUCUUGGAAAUGUCUUAAACAGUGCAAUGCAGUGUACAGCGACAGACAACUAUAAAUAAGAGCAGUUUGACCCUCGUCCCCCCACCCCCCUACUUCUCCUUCCACCCCUCUCCUUAUUAUGGCUAGUGGUGGCUCUGGUAAAUCGGCUAGUGAGGGAUCAACCAGCACACCCAGUGGAAGUUUGCAGCAGAGGAAGCGCCUGUCCUCCAUCUGUGACACAUGCAAGGGCAAGAUGCAGCUGGUGGCUGACCUCCUCCUGCUGUCCAGUGAGACCAGGCCGGUCAUGACCUCUGAAGGAGUGGCAGUGGCCGACACCUUUGACCAGUGCCGUGACACAGUCAUCGCCAGAACUAAAGAACUCUCAAUUCUCACCCAUGACAUCCAGAGCCAGCUCAAUAUGGGCCGCUUCACAGAGGUGGGGGACCGUCUCCUGGAGAUGGCAGACCUGGUGGUAUCUUUGACAGAGUGCUCGGCCCAUGCCUCUUACCUUGCCGCUGUGGAGACACUUGGCUCUCAGCCCUGUCUUCCAGGUCUGGUGGACCGUUACAAGGUGACCCGCUGCCGGCACGAAGUGGAGCAGAGCUGCAGCAUUCUCCGAGUUACGCCAUUGUCAGACCUCACCCCCCAGCUCCUCCUUGAGCUGUCUCAGAACAUUUCCACCAACCUCAGGAAUCUGACGGACAUCUCCUCGCUGGCCAGCGAGCGGUCCAGGGACCGCUUUGCAAAAGAGCAGUUCAAACUGAGUGUCAAGAGCAUGAGCACAAGUGGCACAGCCUUCUUGGCAUGUGUCAAAGAGGUGAAGACCCAGCCCAGUGAGCUGACCAGGAACCGCUGUGUUCUCUUUAGUGCAGCUUUGGUCCAGGCUGUCAGUGCCCUGGUUGGGUUUGCCACAGAGCCUCAGUUCUUAGGAAGAGCUGCGAGUAUCUCCACUGAAGGAAAGGGGGUACAGACUGCAGUGUUAGGGGGGGCCAUGAGUGUGGUUUCCGCCUGUGUCCUCCUCACUCAGGGCCUCAGGGAUGUUGCACAGCAUCCUGAGAGCAGCUCGAAAAUGUCUGACUACCGUGAGCGUCUGCGUAACUCUGCGUGUGCUGUGUCAGAUGGCUGCACUCUGCUCACUCAGGCACUCAGAGAACGCUCCUCUCCAAGGACUCUGCCGCCAGUCAACUCUCAUUCUGUGAAUUAGUUUAGGAAGAGGAUUUCCAGUCCCCUCUGUCCUAUUUUGACAUACCAAAGACACUUGGGUUUUCCUGUUCAUCAGAUUUAGAGUCAAUGACAUCAGAAGAAGGCUUUAUGUGGGUCUGUUCAUGUGAUUGAAGUGUGUUUGAAUACAGAGGAGCGCUAAAAACGUUACAGGGUUUUGUGUCGUGCUGGAUGUGGCUCAAACCCUGUUACAAAUGGACACCUUGAGCGCUCUAGGCCCGACACAAGCUCAGCUGACCACCCCUUCACCAACAGAUAGCAGCCUUCAAACCUGAAUAGUUUACCUCAGUUUUGCUCUGGUGAAAACACCAGCCUUGAUGAUGGAUGUAGCCUUGUUGUGUGAACCUAUGGUUGGCUGACCUACUCGAAUACGCAUGCUUUGUGUGAUUGAAAAGAGUGAUCUGAGUGUCUCAAUGCCUGCUUUUGUUUUUUUCAACAUGUGUGAAUUCUCAAUUGGUAAAAAGCUGCUGUGAGUGUGUGCCAUAGGUUUUACACUAUUUACCAGACUUCCCAUAGUAUUUUAAAGUGUUUUGAUCAUGCAUGUAAUGGAGUAUUUAUUUCAAUAAUUAAAGAUGUUUUUUCUGAAAUGCUAAAGCCAAAUUGUCUUAAGGCUCUGUUCACUCAAAUAACAAAAAAAUAAAAAAGCAUCUAGGCGUA
Molecule: messenger RNA, 3416 nt
Organism: Plectropomus leopardus (leopard coralgrouper)
Lineage: Eukaryota; Metazoa; Chordata; Actinopteri; Perciformes; Serranidae
Gene: tlnrd1
Product: talin rod domain containing 1
Molecular function (GO): actin binding
Source: RefSeq, a predicted model, not a curated record